This is a messenger RNA of Phaeodactylum tricornutum CCAP 1055/1, 762 nucleotides long. RefSeq lists its product with no specific name. Gene Ontology annotation, biological process: ubiquitin-dependent protein catabolic process; protein ubiquitination. The transcript has 3 exons. The annotation marks the transcript as partial. NCBI's taxonomy places the organism in Eukaryota, Bacillariophyta, Bacillariophyceae, Surirellales, Neidiaceae. Gene Ontology annotation, molecular function: zinc ion binding; ubiquitin protein ligase activity. Gene Ontology annotation, cellular component: nucleus. The record is from RefSeq and is a predicted model, not a curated record.
AUGGAACAAUCCCGUCCGAAAUGUCAUCAUUAUGAUCGGAAUUGUACACUGAUUUCACCUUGUUGUGGUUUGGCAUUUGGUUGCCGUAUUUGUCACGAAGAAUGCCCCGUGCUCCCACCUCCGCUUCAACAGUGGUCUCAGCAAACACACCACGCUUUUGACAGGUUUGCCGUACGAGAGGUAAUUUGUCGACAAUGCUAUUUGCGGCAAUCGAGUAAAACCAACAAUUGUGUAAACUGUGGCAUUCAAUUUGGUUUGUAUCACUGUAAUAUCUGUAAUCUAUGGAUGUCUGACGCAGAGCGGCCGUAUCACUGUCAAGACUGCGGCUUUUGUCGUGUGGGGGGUCGAGAAAGCUUUAGACACUGUCAUGACUGUGGCAUGUGCAUUGACGCACAACUUUUCGAUGAGCAUAAUUGUAAGGCCGGAAAGUACAUGAGCAAUUGCCCAGUCUGUCAGGAAGACCUGUUUAGUUCCCGUCAUGCAUCACACGAAAUGCCUUGCGGUCACGCCAUUCAUUGGCAUUGUUUCAAGGAACUAACGACGUACGAUUCACGCUGUCCAGUGUGCAAAAAAACAGCUGAAACCCCAGAGGAAAUGGCAGCGACCUGGUCAGCGAUCGCCAUGGGCAUCGCUCUGCAGCCUGUACCACCCGAAAUGGCCCGUAUCGUGAACAUUGUUUGCAAUGAUUGUGAAAAUCGAGAUCACACACGUCGCUGGCAUUUUCUGGGUGUACGCUGUCACACUUGCAUGAGUUUCAAUACG